AUUGUUAUCGUUUUUACAAUUGUUAAACUUCCACGAGGCAGACAGAUCCUUAUUUAUAUUUAUAUAUUCACGGAAAGCAGACAUGGUAUCCCAGGAACAGAUCAAAGCCAUUGGUAGGGUGCUUAACAAUAAAGAACGUCCACUCAAGGAGCGUUUUCGUGCACUUUUUACAUUAAAAAACAUCGGUGGAGGCACUGCCAUUGAAGCAAUUAGUAAAGCAUUUGAUGAUGAUUCCGCAUUGCUUAAACAUGAAUUGGCCUACUGUUUGGGACAGAUGCAAGACAAUCAAGCAGUUGAAAUAUUGACAAAAGUGCUACAGGAUACCAGCCAAGAGCCCAUGGUACGUCAUGAGGCUGCCGAAGCAUUGGGUGCCAUUGGCCAUCCCGAAGUUCUUCCUAUACUUGAGAAAUACAAAGACGAUCCAGUUAUUGAAGUGGCCGAGACUUGUGCCAUUGCCCUGGAUCGUGUGCGCUGGCUGCAGACUGGACAACAAGUGGAAGACAACAAUCCGUAUGCAUCAGUGGAUCCGUCGCCGCCCGCAGCAGGAACAAAAAGCGUGCAAGAGUUAAGGGCAAUUUAUUUGGAUGCGAAACAGAGUCUCUUCGAUCGCUAUCGAGCCAUGUUCAGUCUGCGAAACUUGCGUACAGAAGCAAGUGUUUUGGCCAUUGCUGAAGGACUUAAGGACAAGUCAGCAUUGUUCCGGCACGAGGUAGCCUUUGUGCUUGGCCAGCUACAGGAUCCAUGCAGCAUACGCUAUCUACAGGAGAAUCUCGAAGAUCGCCAUGAAAAUGAAAUGGUUCGUCAUGAGUGCGCCGAAGCUUUGGGCGCCAUUGCUACUGAGGAAUGCAUUGGGAUACUAAACCGUUAUGCCGAUGAUGACAAGCGAGUCGUGAAGGAGAGCUGUGUCAUAGCCCUGGACAUGUGCGAGUACGAAAACAGCCCUGAGUUCCAGUACGCCGAUGGUUUGACCAAGCUCGACGGAACCAAGUGAUGCUAAUCUAAGAAAACUAUUCACUAUUGUAUAUAAUAUUUGUAAACAAAUGUAUUUGUAUUAUUCGUAUAUCUAAUCAGAACAUUGGCGAGAUAAACUAUCAGAACGUGACAUUCAACACGUCAUCUGUUGCAGUCAUCAGAAUUUCUGAGAAAUUGCAUGUCGUAAGUUUUUAUUGUAUGUG
Molecule: messenger RNA, 1175 nt
Organism: Drosophila hydei
Lineage: Eukaryota; Metazoa; Arthropoda; Insecta; Diptera; Drosophilidae
Gene: nero
Product: deoxyhypusine hydroxylase
Exons: 1
Coding region: 83-991 (302 amino acids)
Biological process (GO): peptidyl-hypusine biosynthetic process
Molecular function (GO): deoxyhypusine monooxygenase activity
Source: RefSeq, a predicted model, not a curated record